UAAAAUAUCAAUUUACACAUUUUGUCAAGGAUUGAGAAAAUUUGUCAUUCCGUUCGAUUAAUUUUAGAUUAGGAGAUUUAAUAGAAGAAAAUUGUUUUAAAUAAUUCUCCAAAAACACACUUAGCAAAUUAAUCAAAAAAUUAUGAACGUUUCAAGGGUGCUUGUUCGCAACAUUGCUACAACAGCAACUAGAUCCGCCAAAGGGGAAAUAGCUCCUGGAUAUAAGGAAUUGAAAAAAAUUCAAGAGCGAUUCCAGGUGAAAGAUGGUAAACCAGUAUUUUUAAAAGGUGGUCCUAUGGAUCAAUUUCUAUAUGGGGUUACUGUCGUAGGCUGUCUUGCAGGUGUUGGAGGAAUCUUGCAACUUUUAUAUCAGUUAAGUUUUCCAUCAAAACCUGAAUAAAUGACAAAGAUUCAGGGGUAGAAUUGUUUGUAGUAAAUUAAGUGUAAAAGCGACAAGAAGUAAUUUAUGUAUUUCCCUGCCUUUAAAUGUAAUUAAUUUCUUCAACUCUGUAUUAACUAACUCUUGUUAAUCGUAAAGCAUUUUCAAUAUUCUAUAACAAUUAAUUCCAAUAGCAUUUUUUUCAGCUUAUUUUUACUUUCUUAAAAUUUGCUAAUUCAUUUCAGUACAUUCUGUUACUUUAUUUUGCAUUUAAUAAAGCGGAGAAAUAUAUUCAUAAGUAAAACAUGUAAAAAAUUGGU
Messenger RNA from Condylostylus longicornis, 699 nucleotides. Its product is annotated as cytochrome c oxidase subunit 7A, mitochondrial-like. Gene Ontology annotation, biological process: regulation of oxidative phosphorylation; mitochondrial electron transport, cytochrome c to oxygen; mitochondrial respirasome assembly. The record is from RefSeq and is a predicted model, not a curated record. The coding region runs from base 143 to 400 and encodes 85 amino acids. Lineage: Eukaryota; Metazoa; Arthropoda; Insecta; Diptera; Dolichopodidae. The transcript has 2 exons.